This is a messenger RNA of Zingiber officinale, 2155 nucleotides long. RefSeq names its product protein NUCLEAR FUSION DEFECTIVE 4-like. Bases 288 to 2027 code for a protein of 579 amino acids. Gene Ontology annotation, cellular component: membrane. The transcript is spliced from 2 exons. The record is from RefSeq and is a predicted model, not a curated record. Lineage: Eukaryota; Viridiplantae; Streptophyta; Magnoliopsida; Zingiberales; Zingiberaceae.
UUCUUCGUCUCCCUCUCCAAUCGCCAUAAAACCUGUUCUUCCUCCCAACUCAUUCAUGCAUUCGUCGCACUACAGCUUUUAAUCCUCGGAGGUGUUUCCUUUCCCGAGAGCCACGUUGAGUGAAUGUGUUGUUGAAUUUUUCUUUCCGUUUUGUAAUUCUUCAUCUGGACUCUUUCCCUUUGAUCGCAGACACGCAUUUGCAAAUCUUGGUUCGAUUGCAGGAAAAAGAAGAAGGAAAAAAAAAAAAAAAAUCUAAUCUUUGCUCGAGGUUUGCGUUUGGGUAGGCAAUGGGCAGGGCUCAAGGAAACCUGGCGUCGUUGUUGAACAACCGAUGGCUAGUCUUCGUGGCGGCGAUGUGGGUGCAGGCCGUCGCCGGCAUCGGAUACCUCUUCGGCAGCCUCUCUCCGGUGAUCAAGAGCGCCCUCGGCUACAACCAGCGCCAGAUCGCCGGCCUCGGCGUCGCCAAGGACCUCGGCGACAGCAUCGGCUUCCUCGCCGGCACUCUCUGCGAGGUCCUCCCCCUUUGGGCCGCCCUCCUCGUCGGCGCCCUCCAGAACUUCGUCGGAUACGGCUGGGUCUGGCUCAUCGUCACCGGCCGAGCGCCGCCGUUGCCUCUCUGGGCGAUGUGCGUUCUCAUCUUCGUGGGCACCAAUGGCGAAACCUACUUCAACACCGCCGCUCUGGUUUCCUGCGUGCAAAACUUCCCCAAAAGCAGGGGCCCGAUCGUGGGCAUCCUCAAGGGCUUCGCCGGCCUCAGCGGCGCCAUCUUGACCCAAAUCUUCGCCAUGGUCCACUCCCCCGACCACGCCGCUCUCAUCUUCAUGGUGGCAGUCGGACCCUCCAUGGUGGUCAUUGCCCUGGUCUUCAUCGUCCGCCCCGUCUCCGGCCACCGCCAAGCUCACUCCUCCGAUGCCUCCAGCUUCCUCUUCGUCUACACCAUCUGCAUGGUUCUCGCAGCCUACCUGCUCGGCGUAAUGCUCCUGGAAGACUUCCUCGACCUCAGCCACACCAUCAUCGUCUUGCUCACCGCAAUUCUGUUCUUCCUAUUACUCCUCCCGAUCGCCAUACCUCUGUGGCUCACCUUCCAAAUCGAUGCCGUUUCCCCCGCGGAAGAGUUUCUGCUCCCCGCAGUUCCUAAGACGGAGACGACGAGCAAAGCCGGGGAGCAGGCCGAGGCCAUCCUGAGCGAGCUCGAGGACGAGAAGCCGAAGGAGGUGGACUUGCUUCCGCCGUCGGAGAGGCGGAGGAGGAUUGCUCAUUUGCAGGCCAGGCUGUUUCAGGCCGCCGCCGAGGGGGCCGUCAGGGUGAAGAAGAGGAGAGGCCCUCACAGAGGAGAGGACUUCACCUUGUCUCAGGCACUGAUCAAAGCAGAUUUCUGGCUCAUGUUCAUCUCUCUGCUGCUCGGCUCAGGAUCUGGAUUGACGGUGAUCGACAAUCUCGGACAGAUGAGCGAAUCUCUAGGCUAUCAAGACACUCACAUCUUCGUGUCCAUGAUCAGCAUCUGGAACUUCCUCGGCAGAGUAGGAGGCGGCUAUUUGUCGGAGAUAAUCGUCAGGGACUACGCAUUUCCAAGGCCGGCGGCCAUGGCCGUGUCCCAGGUGAUAAUGGCGAUCGGGCACUUGUUCUUCGCCAUGGCCUGGCCUGGCACGAUGCACGUCGGAACCUUGCUCAUCGGCCUCGGGUAUGGAGCUCACUGGGCCAUUGUUCCAGCCGCUGCCUCUGAGCUUUUCGGAUUGAAGAACUUCGGAGCACUGUACAAUUUUCUGACAGUGGCGAACCCUGCCGGCUCUCUGAUCUUCUCCGGCCUCAUUGCGAGCUCCAUUUAUGAUUCAGAAGCAGAGAAACAAGCUGGUGGCGGGCGGCUGCACAACCCUGAUGAAGCAUUGAAAUGCAGAGGAGCCGUAUGUUUCUUCUUGAGCUCGUUGAUUAUGUCAGGGCUUUGCGUGAUCGCGGUCGUCUUGAGCUUGGUGCUCGUUUACAGGACGAUCGUCGUGUAUCGCAAUCUUUAUGGACGGGCUCUGGUUUGAACUAAUUUGGUGGCUAGCUAUGAAGGAUUUUUCUUGUGAACUAUAAGAUUUAUUGUUUUGGAUUGCAUCUGUGAACUAUAUUGUUUUCUUAUGAAUAAAUUACAACUGUCAAAGGCGAUUCUUCUUCC